Acipenser ruthenus (sterlet) is the source of this 2563-nucleotide messenger RNA. RefSeq names its product fas apoptotic inhibitory molecule 1. Gene Ontology annotation, biological process: positive regulation of neurogenesis; negative regulation of extrinsic apoptotic signaling pathway via death domain receptors; canonical NF-kappaB signal transduction. The record is from RefSeq and is a predicted model, not a curated record. The transcript has 5 exons. NCBI's taxonomy places the organism in Eukaryota, Metazoa, Chordata, Actinopteri, Acipenseriformes, Acipenseridae. The coding region runs from base 462 to 1001 and encodes 179 amino acids.
UGCAGCAGUCCAUUUUGUUUUGCAAAUGUAUCGUUGUGUACAUUUAUGUGUAGCCGUCACUGCAGUCGUUAGUACUGAUACAGUAAGAAAACAGCGUUACUGUAAUUAAUGAUGCAGGCGCUUGACAAAUAAACAUAAUAUACGGAUACGGAGUGCAUCUUAGAUUACAAUAAGUAAAGCCUGGUUGAAUUCUGUACCGUUACAAUACCCCACGUUGUUGCUUCUUCUACUGUAUGUAUAGGCAUGUGAUUUAACUUGUUAUCUGAAACUGUUCUUCGGUUAAUAUAGACGCUAGAAUUUAAUACUUUUCUUAUUAUGUAUUUCUUGAACCUGAACUGAAGCUGAAGGUGUUCACCUAAUUGCUGUGCUUGACUUACUGUAGCUAUUCUUAAACAACAUUUCAUACUGAAGUUCUAGCAACUCGCCUGUGGGAAGCGUCUCGUUACGGCCAUCUGGAGAAGAUGACAGAUCUGGUGGCAGUUUGGGAAGUGGCCUUAAGCGACGGCGUUCACAAAAUUGAAUUUGAGCACGGGACGACCUCAGGAAAACGUGUAGCGUAUGUGGAUGGAAAGGAGGCACUAAGGAGGGACUGGAUGUUCAAACUGGUUGGAAAAGAAACUUUUAGUGUUGGAGGAACUGAAACUAAAGCAACCAUCAAUAUUGAUGCAGUUAGUGGCUUUGCCUAUGAAUAUACACUUGAAAUCAAUGGGAAAAGUCUCAAAAAAUACAUGGAAAACAGAUCCAAGACCUCCAGUACAUGGGUAAUAAACCUAGAUGGAGUGGACUGUCGGAUAGUACUAGAGAAAGAUACUAUGGACAUAUGGUGCAAUGGGAAAAAAAUGGAAACUGCGGGAGAAUUUGUUGACGAUGGCACAGAGACCCAUUUUACUAUCGGAGACCAUGAUUGUUAUAUCAAGGCAGUGAGCAGUGGGAAACGAAGGGAGGGCAUAAUCCAUUCUCUAAUCGUGGAUGAGACAGAAAUACCAGAGGCAGCAGAGUGACAUUCACUUAAGUGACUGUGAUUUCGCUUUGCAAAUGUGACCAAGCCUACUGAUAAUCCCAGCUCUUAAGACUUCCAUGAAAAAAAAAUCCCAAACCGGCCCCAGAAACAGCAGCACCAUCUGCAAGUGAACCCAAUGAUUGCACAAUUGAAAUAAUGUUACAUUAUGUGCACACAGUAUGCUGCAUACAAUUAAAUGGAAUAAAAGCUGCAGUAAGCCAUUCAUUUUAACUGUUUUUGUGUAACAGGUUAUAUUUCUGAAGGAUAUAAUGUGGUGAUGAAAGUGUUCUUGUACUUCACAAAAUAUCUUGAAAGAAAUGGAUCUGGCAGCAGAGUUUUUAAUUUUGCCUUGAAUUAGACAACAAUUCAUGUAAUUAUAUUAUACCUCAUCGCAAUACAAAUUGUCUUUAUAAGAAAAAUACCUGAGAUUUAAUGUGUUGUACAAAGAGCCUCUGCUGUUGCCCAACAUUUCAUUCUGUUCUUUUGUAACCACAUAAUGUCUUGCCAGAUAUAGAGUAAACCCUGCUAAGAACAUCUAAUUAAAUUACUUGUCAUCUUUUGUAUUCCUACAUUGUAAGGACAAUGUAAGUCAUAUAUUUGCUAUUUAGCUAGGUUUUUCAAAGUUGUAUUGUACUUUAGCAGUCUGCUAUGAAUUGGGUUCAGGGACUUUGCAAAAACAUCAACAUUGCCACCAAUUAAUAUAAUGUGUCUUUUGGUCAUUUAUUUCAAACCUCUCAUUAUUUUAAGAUGGCUUCCUGAACUUUUAAAGUGAAUGUAUUUACUGUAGCUGCACACACUGAAAGUGUCUUCUGUUUUAGGUCUGAACACAUGGAUAUAUUUAUACAUGUAUAGUGUUCUUUUUCAUGAAUCAUUCUCUCGCUCAAUUUGUAUCUGAAUUACAAUUUUAAAUCUAAUGUUCUCAAAACUAUGAGAGAAUUCCUUGGGUUAAACUAUUGGGAGUUUUACCUCUAACAAAAAUGGAUAAGAAGCCUAAUUUGUGAACAAUAAUCACGUCACGUAAAAGUUUAAAAUCAGAAAAUGACAGCUAAGUAAUGUUGCAGAUAAAUUACAAGUAAGUGUAUUCCUUGUUAAAUCUGUUUAUAGGUUCCAUGACAUUUAUACAUUGUACUCGGUUGUUUCCCUAAAGUAUCAGUCUUGAGAAGAUCAAGACUGUUUUAAAUACAGUGCUCCCCUUUAUAAAGCUGUAGUUGGGAGCCAUAGUUAAGAGACUGUGCUGUUUGUGUUCCGCCUUAUAGAGGAUACUAGUGUUCGUGUAAUGGCAUUUGGGGCAAAUGGGAGUCAUGACCGUACCGCCUUAUAACCUGUUCCUUAGUAUAAGGGGGAGCACUGUACUUUCAGGAUUUACACAGAGGUGCACUAGGCUCACACCUCAGGUUUUUUUUAAAUUAUUAUCAAAUUAAAUACUGUACAUUUUAUAGAAAAGAUGAAUAGUUGGCUGAUUUAACAUUCAGCCAUUAUAAUACUUUUUAUGUAGCUUGAAACUGUAUUUGGUUUGCAACACAAUACAAGACUUUAUAAUCAAAUAUACAUGACUUGUCGGAU